GGUGGCGGAUCCAAGAUGGCGCCGUGCGGACGUGUCCGGAGCCGCUGCCCGGGCCCCGCGCUCCUCCUGCUGCUGGCGCUGGCGGCGCGGCCGGCGGCGGCCGGCGCUCCCCCCGCGGGCCCCGCCGGCGCCGGGAGCCUGGCGUUAGGAGGGCAGGCGGUGGGGCAGGGCGCGGCGGGCCCGCGGGGUCCCCGCGGCGGCUCGGGCAGCGGCUGGAAGCUGUCGGAGGAGGCGGUGUGCCGGGAGGACGUGGUGCGGCUCUGCUCCAAGCAUAGCUGGGCCAACAACCUCGCCGUCCUCGAGUGCCUGCAGGACGUCCGUGAGCCAGACAAUGAAAUCUCUUCAGACUGCAAUCAUCUCUUGUGGAACUACAAGCUGAACCUGACAACAGAUCCGAAGUUUGAAUCCGUGGCCAGGGAAGUCUGCAAGUCCACUAUUGCAGAGAUCAAGGAGUGUGCAGAUGAACCGGUUGGAAAAGGCUUCUUGGUGUCAUGUUUGGUGGAUCACAGAGGCAAUAUCACUGAAUACCAGUGCCAUCAGUACAUCACUAAGAUGACAGCCAUUAUCUUCAGCGAUUAUCGGUUGAUCUGUGGCUUCAUGGAUGACUGCAAGGCUGACAUCAAUCUGCUGAAAUGUGGCAGCAUUCGACCUGGAGAAAAGGAUGCCCACUCACAAGGAGAGGUGGUGGCAUGCCUGGAAAAAGGCCUGGUAAAAGAAGCAGAGGAAACAGAUCCUCGAAUUCAGGUUUCUGACCAGUGUAAGAAGGCAAUUCUUCGUGUAGCUGAACUCUCUUCAGAUGACUUCCACUUGGACCGGCACCUUUACUUUGCAUGUCGAGAUGAUCGAGAACGGUUUUGUGAAAAUACUCAGGCUGGGGAAGGUCGAGUGUACAAGUGCCUCUUUAAUCACAAGUUUGAAGAAUCAAUGAGUGAAAAGUGUCGUGAUGCACUGACGACCCGCCAGAAGCUGAUCGCUCAAGACUACAAAGUCAGUUACUCGCUGGCAAAAUCCUGUAAAAGUGAUCUGAAGAAGUACCGCUGCAACGUGGAGAACCUUCCUCGCUCUCGGGAAGCCAGGCUCUCCUAUCUCUUGAUGUGCUUAGAGUCUGCUGUGCACAGAGGUCGGCAAGUGAGCAGCGAGUGCCAGGGUGAAAUGUUGGAUUACCGGCGCAUGCUCAUGGAGGACUUCUCACUGAGCCCAGAGAUCAUCCUCAGCUGCCGAGGGGAGAUCGAGCACCACUGCUCGGGCCUACACCGCAAGGGCCGCACCCUGCACUGCCUGAUGAAAGUCGUGCGGGGUGAAAAGGGGAACGUCGGCCUCAGCUGUCAGCAGGCACUUCAAACACUGAUUCAAGAAACCGACCCUGGUGCAGAUUACCGCAUCGACCGGGCGCUGAACGAGGCCUGUGAGUCGGUGAUACAGACUGCCUGCAAGCACAUACGGUCGGGAGACCCCAUGAUUCUGUCUUGCCUGAUGGAGCAUUUAUAUACUGAGAAGAUGGUAGAGGACUGUGAGCAUAGGCUCCUGGAGCUCCAGUAUUUUAUAUCACGUGAUUGGAAAUUGGACACGGUCCUUUACCGCAAGUGCCAGGGAGAUGCCUCCCGUCUCUGCCAUACCCACGGCUGGAAUGAGACCAGUGAGCUGAUGCCUCCUGGGGCUGUUUUCUCCUGCUUGUACAGGCAUGCAUACCGAACAGAGGAGCAAGGAAGAAGGCUAUCACGAGAGUGCAGAGCAGAGGUCCAGAGAAUCCUCCACCAGCGUGCCAUGGAUGUGAAGCUGGACCCAGCCCUUCAGGACAAGUGCAUGAUUGACUUAGGGAAGUGGUGCAGCGAAAAAACAGAGACAGGACAGGAGCUGGAAUGCCUUCAGGACCAUCUUGAUGACUUGGUGUCUGAUUGCAGAGACGUUGUGGGAAACCUCACUGAGCUGGAGUCUGAGGACAUUCAAAUUGAAGCCCUUCUAAUGAGAGCAUGUGAGCCCAUCAUCCAGACAUUCUGUCAUGAGGUUGCAGAUAACCAGAUUGAUUCAGGGGACCUGAUGGAGUGCUUAAUACAAAACAAACAUCAGAAGGAGAUGAAUGAAAAGUGUGCAAUCGGAGUUACUCAUUUCCAACUGGUUCAAAUGAAAGAUUUUAGGUUCUCAUACAAGUUUAAGAUGGCUUGCAAGGAGGAUGUGUUGAAACUUUGCCCCAACAUCAAAAAAAAGGUGGAUGUAGUGAUCUGUCUGAGCACAACUGUGCGCAAUGAUACUUUGCAGGAUGCCAAGGAGCACAGGGUCUCUCUGAAGUGCCGCAAACAGCUGCGUGUUGAGGAGCUAGAGAUGACUGAGGACAUCAGACUUGAACCAGAACUGUAUGAGGCUUGCAAAAGUGACAUCAAGAAUUACUGCCAAAACGUGCCCUAUGGCAAUGCUCAGAUCAUUGAAUGUCUGAAAGAAAUUAAGAAGCAAUUGAGUACUCGGUGCCACCAGAAGGUGUUUAAGCUGCAGGAGACAGAGAUGAUGGAUCCAGAACUGGACUACACACUCAUGAGAGUCUGCAAGCAGAUGAUUAAGCGAUUUUGUCCAGAAGCGGACUCAAAAAAUAUGUUGCAGUGUUUGAAACAAAAUAAGAACAACGAAGUGAUGGAUCCUAAAUGCAAGCAAAUGAUCACCAAGCGCCAGAUUACACAGAACACAGAUUACCGCUUAAAUCCAGUGCUCAGGAAGGCCUGCAAAGCAGACAUACCAAAGUUCUGCCAGAAUAUCCUGAAUAGGGCCAAGGAUGAUACAGAGUUGGAAGGGCAAGUCAUCUCAUGCCUGAAGCUGAAAUAUGCAGACCAGCGUCUCUCUCCAGACUGCGAGGACCAAAUCCGAGUGAUAAUCCAGGAGUCAGCUCUUGAUUACCGGCUGGAUCCCCAGCUGCAGAUGCACUGCUCUGAAGAGAUUUCCAGCUUGUGUGCAGAAGAAGCAGCAGCUCAGGAGCAGACUGGGCAGGUGGAAGAGUGUCUGAAAGUGAAUCUACUGAAAAUAAAAACUGAAAUGUGCAAGAAGGAAGUGCUUAACAUGCUGAAGGAAAGCAAAGCAGAUAUAUUUGUUGACCCAGUGCUCCACACAGCCUGUGCCCUAGACAUCAAACACCACUGUGCUGCCAUUCCACCAGGGAGAGGGCGCCAAAUGUCAUGCUUAAUGGAAGCUCUGGAAGACAAACGUGUGAGGUUGCAGCCUGAGUGCAAGAAACGCCUUAACGAUCGCAUUGAAAUGUGGAGCUAUGCUGCAAAGGUUGCCCCAGCAGAAGGUUUUUCUGACCUUGCCAUGCAAGUUAUGACCUCUCCGUCCAAGAAUUACAUCCUGUCUGUGAUCACGGUGGGCAUCUGUGUACUCUUCCUCAUCGGCCUGAUGUGUGGACGCAUCACCAAGCGGGUGACAAGAGAGCUCAAGGACAGGUAGAGCCUGGAUUGCCUGCUGAAGAAAUGCCUGCCCAGUGCCCAGUUUUGUACAGCACUCCUCUGUAUAGUCUACCCAAACCCCCUCUUGUGAGAGGAGAAUAAAAAAAGAAAAAAAAAACACAGAAAAAAAAAUUAGAGCAGCAGCAGGUGUUGGCUCAGUUUUCCCAUCCUGGAUCCUCAUCCACAGCAUCUUCAUCCUAUGAACGUUUGUGUGCAACAUUGGCAGCCCAGCCAGCAGCUUUUGUUACCCCUUUGUUAGCAGACUCUGGUUUACCUGCCUGUAGACAAGUCUCUGUUGUACUGUUGGAACUGCCUUCACUCUCCAGAUCAGACUGAUAACGACCUGCAGCUCAAGCAGUUUUUAAGUAAAUUUUUAAAGAAAGACAUAUAUCUGCAUACUGACUGUAUGAUUUAGGUAAUGGUUCAUACUGAAAACUAGUCAUCCUCUGUGGCUGGGUGAAAUUGAGGCAGGAAACUUAAGGGUAAAUUGCAUCUUACACCACAGUUGGCCUUGUUUUGGACAUCUUGCUCAUCUUACCUAAAGCAUCUUCAGAGCAUAGUCUUGGACAACCGAAGGGCACCAGUCGCUGGUGUCAUCUCCUAGUGAAUAUCCUGCUUUUGUGACUGUGGAUUUUUGAGGGGGCUGGAAAGCUGUCCUCCCUUUACUCCUCUGCCACUCGCAAGAUAGAAUAAAAUACUGACCGGGAUCAAUUACUCACGUGAGCUGUACAACUUGUAUUGCAGUAAAUCAAAGUCAUGGUGUAGCCAUGAGGCAUGUGGAGCCUGUCAGUAGUGCAGUGUUGCUGUCAGGGGGCAGGAAGCUCCCUGAUCAGUCACACAUUUUUUAAUACUGGUGACACAGUUAAGUUCUAACACUCCUUUUGUUUUAUCUUGCUGCUGCUAAGCUCCCUUGCUGCUGUUACCCUCCCAAAUUAGCUGGCUACAGAUGAUGUUGGCUUGCUGGCCAUACUGUGCUGUGGGUGAUGCAGAAAGCAUCUGAGCACUCAAAAUGCUCCAUCUGUAAAACAGUUAUUUUGUGGGCUGUAACUGGCCUGUCUGGGUCUUAAUGGCUUGAAUGGUAGCACCAAAAGGCAUUCUUUGUUUCCACAGCUGCAACUGGUAGCGAUAGUAACUGGUCUUUUGUGGGAUAUAGGACCUGGGUGCUGGUCCAGAAGGCUGAGCAGGAGUGGAUGGGAGAAUAGUGUUGUGUGAAGGCAGAAGCAUCUGGAUCUUUAAGGGAAAUAGCUUGCACCUUGUUACCAUCCAUGUGUGCCAUCCUGCUGUGUAUAGCUACGCUUCCAGAACCUGAUCUUCUCACCCCAGACCCCAAAGAAGGUGCUGCAGAAAAGCUGCAGCACUGCUUGUGGCCUCUUCUUACCAUCAUCUCUGUUCCUCGAGUACAAGGAGGUGUGAAGGUCAGGAGCUGUGUGCUUUGGCUGAAAGAUGGAGCAUGUUGGUGAAAUCCAGGAGCAUGAGGGUCCAGGUGCACAGUAGGAUGUCCUUCAUUUGCCUUUAAGAUGUGCUCACCUACUUGUGCUGUGGUACAAACCAUGUGCCCAAAAGUGUCCAACUUCAGGCUAAUGCUUGAACCACAACUUCAUUUGCCCACUUAGUGCUCUGCUAGGUGAGACCUGACAUUUCCAGUUAUCCCUGUUGUUUUCUAGAAGAGCAGUGUAGGAGAUUUUGAGACAUUUUGGAGCGUGGACCAGCUGAUUCUGAUGCUGCUGCCUGUACAGAAUGGCAUCUACAGAAUACUGUGAGUUUUUGCUGCAACUGAAGCUUUUUGCAGACUUCCCUUCACCCCACUCUGAGCAUGGACAGCAAACUGUUAGUGAUACACUUUUAGACUCGCUGUGCUGAUGAGUCUUUCACAAACACUUCUGGCUUUAUAUCCAAGUAUUACAAACCCGAGGCAAGCAGUAGCAAAAGCCUGAGCAGGGGUGGUUCAGUGGGGUGGUUAGUGCCUGGUAGGAUUGCAGUUAUGUGCUUAGGUAGAAGACAAAUGAAGCCUGCAUUCUUUCUCUCACCUCAAUUCCCUGUUGCUGCCAGAGCUUAGCUGCCCUCUGGCAAUGUGAAGUGGAGCAGAAGAGGAAUGGCCAGUUGUGUGUGCAGCACCACAAAUGUUAGUUUGGCAGCUGGACGUGGAUUUUGUUUCACUUGACAGUGUCAAAAUGACAGCUGUAGAGAUUGGGGGGGGGUUGUGCAGAGCUGCAAGGGAAGUGGGCUCUUUGGGCAGCACUGCUUGCUGGGUGUGAGUUCUCCCUCACAAAAUGCCUAUCAGAGGGCUUUAUUUAAACUGUUGUGACUUUUUGAGAAGGCAUUUUGUAGCCCCAGUAGCUCAGAAAGCCUAAUUAGAUGGUUUGUUGUCUAGAAAUAGCAUCUUCCACUAAAGUCCAAAGGAAAUUGCAGUGAAAAUUGUAGGUUUGUAGCCAUAGUUCUGAAUGUAAACUCUGUUGAGCUCUAAAAGUGACUUUCUUUACUUUGAGAUAUAAUGCGUUCUGGUUGGUUUUUGCUGUUGAAAUUGGAGAAGGUUGCAGGAAGGAGGCCUGGACCACUGAAUGAGGAGUCUGUGGGCUCUGGUGGUGUUAGUCUGGUCAAUGGUGUUUCUGACUGUCAGCAGGCUCACCUGGGAACUCUGUAUCGGUGUGAGUGCUGUGGAGUAGCGUAGGUAUGUGUCUGGAGGCGCUCUGAAGCAGUGCUAGGAUCUGAACUAAAUCUCUGCAUGAUUCCCUCAGAUGGCUUUUGUUGCUGUAAGGGCACAGAUCCACCUCUUAAAGGUAUGACACUGGCAAAGGGGCCAGGCCAUUUAUCACUGAACAUUUUAAAAUGGGGCCUCCUGCCACUAAUGACCAACUGUGCUUUUUUUGUGAUUAUAAAUCUACCAAUCCCAGUCCUGAAGAAUCCUUCUUUUUACAUAAACCUAAAAAUCUAGAGGUUUCAAAAGCACAGGAGCCCACACAAGUAUUCUUCCAAAAAUAACCUGCCUGUGCCGUUGCCAGCGCAACAUCUUGCCUGCAGGUAACCAUUUCCCAUUGCAGGGAGAGAAAGAAAGAAAGAAAUGGUUGUAAGAAACACUGCUGUUGCCUUGAUCUUGAGGAAGCCUUUUUAAUUUCUCUGAUCUAAUUGAGAGAGCUAGAAAUGGCUGCCGUCAGCCUGGAGAAGAGCAUUGGUGUGGCAAAACUUGGGGUACCCUGACCUGCACCUCUCAGUGGAGAAGGCUGCCUUCCCCAGAAUGCAGCUCAGGAGAUGUGGGGGUUUUGAGUGUUUUAUAUCAUCACCACAAACUCUUCUCUCUUGGGAGAUGUGGCAUUGCUGAUGCUGCUGGGGAUGCAUGGAGAGGGCAGGUGGCUGGGACCUAGCAAGGCAUGCAGCUCUCCAUUUCCCCCCUGUUGCUGCAAGGGUUAACAAGUGGUGUUUCCUAAAGGAUGGUGUUCAGCUGACAUGAGCAAGGGGAACUCUGCAUGAAGUGCACCUUGUUACUUCGCUCCUGCUAGCCAGUUAGUGUUCAUUCCUCUUGACCUUAGCAAGCUUAUUUAUUGUUUACCUUGUGAGUCUUCCUAGGUCUUUUUGCAGAGUUCCACCUCGGGGUUCUCCUGCCUCACCUCUGGUGUUCAGGCUGCUGGAGGAACUCAGACAUGAACAAAAUUCCAGACACCUUGAGUGUUGUCCAGCAAAUCCAGUACCCUCAUGUCUGUGUCACUGGAAAAGCCCUCACAAACUCAACAUCAUCCUGUAACCAAAUGUAGGCCUUUCACCCAGAACCUGACACUGAAACCCACACCAGUAGAAUCCAUCUUGCUCUGAAAGAAUCCUCAGCAAGUGCAUUGUGUGAAACAGAACAGAGAGGAGUGGGCAUCUCUACAGAAACUAACUGCAGGUGGGCCCAGAGGGAGGAGAUGUGCCAGGCCAGGAGAAUCUCCCUGAUCCUGCCUGGAGAGUUGUGUUCAAGUUGAAUGGCAACUUCUGUUGAAAAACUUUAUUAUUUAGUUGCAAGAAGACUGUAGUACUUUUUUUUUGUUUACUUUAUUGGUUUUGUUUUUAAAAGGAGUAGUGUUGAGGUGUGUGUGAGUGCAUGGGUGUGGUAUGAAACCAGAACGUUUCACCUCGCAUGUCCAUCCCUAUUGAAGGUGCAGCUCUGUGCUGUGCAGCAGUGGUGUCUGUUGGUAUAAAAGCCCAUCUUUGAUUAUAGGGUUUAACAUCUCUUGGGUACAGGUGUUUGUGCUUGGGGGCCAGACGUGCCAGCUCACUCCCACUGAUGAGAGGAGGUGAGGUUAGAGAGGACCCAAACCACAGGUGUACGGGAGAGAACUCGGCUGGUACUGCUGGUUCUGUCCCAUACUGGUGGGGUUCACCACCGUGCCCACUCUGUGGAGCUCCCCAGCACUGCCUGCCUGGGACAGGGAGGAGUAGUAACAUAUUGCCACGCACUGGCCAAAGGCAGAUCGCUCUUUACUCCUGCGUAACACCCACAUUUCAUUCCGUAGCAGCCCAAAGGCAAAUGAUCCCUUCCUGAGUGAAUCACUGCACCCUGGUAUGGACUGAGCGGCGGGGCUCUGCCCUUGGGAAAUGCAGAACUAGGGGGAAAAGGGAAAGGUGUGGCUUUGGCCUGUGUGAGGGGAAGCUGUGGCUGGUCUUGGUGCCAGAGGUGGGAGCUGGGUUACCCUAUGGGACGGCACGGCCGUGUACAGCAGACCCAGCGGAUUCCUAUUGUACAGCAGAAGCUGUUUGAACUUGGUCUCAUCUCUUCUUUUCAUUUUAAAUGUGACACGGCUGAGACUUUCUUUGUACAUUGUUUUCCCUGUCUGUGUAUAAACCCGGCCCGUCUCGUUUGGGGUUUAGUUUGGGGGGUUUUGGGUUGGUUUGUUUCGGUUUGUUCAUUGGGUUUUUUUUUUACAUGUCCAAGCUGUGUAAUUUUGAGAUGUUCCUGAGGUUCUGAACAUAAUAAUGUGCAUUUUUUCUGUACAGAUGACCCGGGAGAGUUUAAUAAACAGAGUCUGCAGGUU
Colius striatus (speckled mousebird) is the source of this 8428-nucleotide messenger RNA. RefSeq names its product golgi glycoprotein 1 (gene GLG1). Lineage: Eukaryota; Metazoa; Chordata; Aves; Coliiformes; Coliidae. The coding region runs from base 16 to 3426 and encodes 1136 amino acids. The record is from RefSeq and is a predicted model, not a curated record. The transcript has 26 exons. Gene Ontology annotation, cellular component: Golgi membrane. Gene Ontology annotation, molecular function: fibroblast growth factor binding.